Molecule: messenger RNA, 1274 nt
Organism: Peromyscus eremicus (cactus mouse)
Lineage: Eukaryota; Metazoa; Chordata; Mammalia; Rodentia; Cricetidae
Product: ATP synthase subunit gamma, mitochondrial
Exons: 10
Coding region: 292-1116 (274 amino acids)
Biological process (GO): proton motive force-driven ATP synthesis
Molecular function (GO): proton-transporting ATP synthase activity, rotational mechanism
Source: RefSeq, a predicted model, not a curated record
ACCAGGACGGGAGUCGGAUUGAGCGUUGGAGCCAAUCUGGAGCUGGGUUUUUGUCAGCUCUGUACUUCCGCUACGUGUCCCGGUCCAUGUCUUGCAAAGUCUUUAGAAAGGUCCUCAGGGUGAAGGGGAGACCGGAGAAAAGGCAUAGGGAAAGUUAAAUUGUGUAUUUUUUUUCUUUAACGCUCUGUGAAACAUUGCACUGUUGAGCGGCGGGAUGUGAUCGUUUGCUUGAGCUCUUUGGUUAGACAUCCACUGUGUAUCGGGCUCUUUACUAGGACCCAAGUUCGAAACAUGGCAACUUUGAAAGAUAUUACCAGGAGACUGAAGUCCAUCAAAAACAUCCAGAAGAUUACCAAGUCUAUGAAGAUGGUGGCAGCUGCAAAGUAUUCCCGGGCUGAGCGGGAGCUGAAGCCUGCUCGAGUGUAUGGAAUAGGCUCCUUGGCUCUUUAUGAGAAGGCUGAUAUAAAGGGACCCGAGGACAAGAAGAAACACCUCCUUAUCGGUGUGUCCUCAGAUCGAGGGCUCUGUGGUGCUAUUCAUUCCUCAGUGGCUAAGCUGAUGAAGAAUGAGGUGGCGAACCUCACAGCAGCCGGGAAAGAAGUUAUGAUUGUUGGAAUUGGUGAUAAAAUCAAGGGUAUACUUUAUAGGACUCACUCUGAUCAGUUUUUGGUGUCAUUCAAAGAUGUGGGACGAAAGCCCCCUACUUUUGGAGAUGCAUCAGUCAUUGCCCUUGAAUUGUUAAAUUCUGGAUAUGAAUUUGAUGAAGGCUCUAUCAUUUUUAAUCGGUUCAGGUCUGUUAUCUCCUACAAGACAGAAGAGAAGCCUAUCUUCUCUCUCAAUACCGUUGCAUCUGCUGAGAGCAUGAGCAUUUAUGAUGACAUUGAUACUGAUGUGCUACAGAAUUACCAAGAAUACAAUCUGGCCAACAUCAUCUACUACUCCCUGAAGGAGUCCACCACUAGUGAGCAGAGUGCCAGGAUGACGGCUAUGGACAACGCCAGCAAGAACGCUUCUGAGAUGAUUGACAAAUUGACGUUGACGUUCAACCGUACUCGGCAAGCUGUCAUCACAAAGGAGUUGAUUGAAAUCAUCUCUGGGGCUGCUGCUCUGGAUUAAUGAAAAUCAAGUUGCAUCUGAAGAUAAGAGGUAAAGGAAAACAGCAAGCUGAUUUUAACUGAUUGCUUUCUUUGUCAGAAGAAACUUGGUCUACUGAGUUACAAAGACAGCAAGAUGUUUGUAAAUUAUCUUACAAUAAACAACUUACAAUGAGAAAA